Molecule: messenger RNA, 958 nt
Organism: Dendronephthya gigantea
Lineage: Eukaryota; Metazoa; Cnidaria; Anthozoa; Malacalcyonacea; Nephtheidae
Exons: 2
Coding region: 16-954 (312 amino acids)
Biological process (GO): DNA integration
Molecular function (GO): nucleic acid binding
Source: RefSeq, a predicted model, not a curated record
GCUGGCGAAACCUACAUGAUAGGGGCUUUAAGAAGCCGAGGAAUUUUUGUGCAAAGAAGGCGAAUUAGAGAAGCUAUCUACACUGUUGAUCCAGUUAGUCGGGCAUUGAGGCGCCAACAAGCUGUGACCAGGAGAACCUACAAUGUUCCUUGUCCAAAUGCCCUAUGGCAUGUUGACGGCCAUCAUAAACUUAUUCGCUGGAGAUUGGUCAUACAUGGAGGAAUCGAUGGAUUUAGCCGCUGCAUAGUUUAUUUAUGUUGCAAUACCAAUAAUAGGGCAGACACAGUGGCAUCAUUGUUUGUAAAUGCUGUUGAACAUUUUGGCUUACCAUCUCGUGUUAGGUCAGACAUGGGCACUGAGAAUGUGGAUAUAGCAAGGUACAUGUUGCAUCACCCUGAUAGAGGGCCUAACCGAGGGAGUAUGAUCACAGGAAAGAGUGUUCACAACCAGAGGAUUGAGCGCCUCUGGUUGGAUGUGAAAAUGAAUGUGGUUACUUACUAUCGUAACAUAUUUUACUACCUUGAACAAUGCAACCUACUUAAACCCGACAGUGAACACGACUUGUUCAUGUUGCAUUAUGUGUUCUUGCCACGGAUAAACCGGUCUCUGCGCGAAUUAGUAAAUGUCUGGAAUAAUCAUCCUUUGAGCACUGCCGGAAAUCGUUCUCCACUACAGUUAUGGCACUCUGGAAUCAAUGCAGUUACCAACUCUGAUUAUCGUGCUGUUGAUAGUAUCUUUGCAGCCCAGGAGGACUGGAAUGAUUAUGGGAUUGGUGGUGGACCCCCAGUUGGUGGUGACACUGAUAAUUAUGUGGAAGUUCCAGAGGUCAACUUUGAACCCACCCAAGAACAUUUUCAAGAACUGCAAGACCGUGUUAUUCCAUUGUCCGAUGAUGGUAACCAUGGUAUAAACCUAUAUUUGGCUGCUAUCCUCAUAGGUGAGCCCAGAAGUUAAGACU